UUAAGCAGACCUGUCACAAAUAACCUUUCUGUUUGCUUUUAAAUUAUGCAGAUUCAGUUUUUUUAAUAAUUAUUAUUGAUUUGUUUAUUUAUUUAUUUUAGCCCCGAAAAGAAAACUACACAUUUCAGGUGGUAUGUUGCAUUUUCUAUAAAAGUUACCAUCCACCAAAGCCAGUUUUUACUGGCAUCUAGUGCUUGGUGAGUGUUCAUUUUGGACCUUGCCUCCAGGUAUUACAGACUAUAAAAAGACCUGACCACAGGUUCUUGCUCAGAGUUCAGAGAGCUAGUUCAGCCACAGCAGUGCUUUGAAGCCACACCACAAGCCACACAUGCCCAGUUGCAUUAACAUAUGUUGCCUGAGAAGUCUGUAAUAUGCUCUCAAAUAACAUUGUCAUUUUUCAGGACUGAACCGACGCUCCGCCUCUACAGUAAUGCGUUGUCAAUAAAAAUGGGAGGCAGCGGAUCCAAAACCAAAGGAGUCUGGCCUUUUAGCAGCUCAGGAGCUGGAGGAGAAGCUCCCGGUGAGGUCAACGAACAGUGUUUAGCACGUCUACGAGGCUCCAAGAACACAACACCAUUUGUCUUUACAAGGAGAAGUUCCUUGUAUUUCGAUGAAGAUGGAGAUCUGGCUCAUGAAUUUUAUGAGGAGACUGUGGUGACCAAGAACGGCAGAAAGAAAGCUAAACUGAAGAGAAUCCAGAAAAACCUUAUACCUCAGGGAGUCAUUCAGUUGGAUCACCCACGAAUCCACGCUGACUUCCCUGUCAUCCUGUGUGAAAUAUAAGCACACAGACUCUGUGGGAAGUGUCAUGACUCUAGGAGCGUCACAAUCACUCAAGACUUCCUUCCACCUUCGGUGUUCUUCUGAAAGGAUGCUGUGGCUCUCUGUUACGACAGCGAGGGCAUUCUGCCCUUCACUUGACCAAAAACAUGAAUCAUAUUUUCUGAUUUGUGUAUAGACAGCAGACAUACGAUGUCUUGUCUUCUGUGAUGUACAGUAAGGAAUGCAUGUGCAGUGAGAGCGUGUAAGCAUGGAGCCUAAAGCAAUGCAGGGAUUGUACAUAAAUCACUCGUGUGUUUAAUGUCAUAUAUUCUAAUAUUCUGUUAUAUCAAAGUCUGACUCUGUUUUUUGGGUUGCAACCCACAUCUGCACUUUUUUCUCAUUUAUUGUACAGUAAAUUAUGAAUUGAUAUACUUGAAUAAAAGUGUUUAGCAGAUUACAUUGUAGUAAUUAUGUAACUCAAUGUAAAUGUUUAUAAUAACAUGAAAUUAAAGUCACAGUCCAUAAAGUGAAACUAAAUAUUCAGUGAGAAAAGACAGUGCUAAAAGGAAAUUGGAGACUGAGGAUGUUUAUUAAAUGAUUUACAAUUUGUCGGCACCAUAUCAGUUAUUAGUCGAUAUUAGAAUAAUUGAAUACAGCUGUAUAAGCUGAUAUUGG
Molecule: messenger RNA, 1437 nt
Organism: Sinocyclocheilus anshuiensis
Lineage: Eukaryota; Metazoa; Chordata; Actinopteri; Cypriniformes; Cyprinidae
Product: tumor suppressor candidate 2-like
Exons: 3
Coding region: 349-783 (144 amino acids)
Biological process (GO): regulation of mitochondrial membrane potential; inflammatory response
Cellular component (GO): mitochondrion
Source: RefSeq, a predicted model, not a curated record